GGACGCUUCGUCUCCUCUCCCGGUGUUGAGCAGCGCCUAUCAGCCUCUCCCGUGGCUGUACCUCGGGUUCUUGGCGAUAUGGGCGGCCUCCGGCUUCUGCUGGGCCUCCAGCUCCUGGAGGAGUCGGCAUUUCCAGCGAACUCGGAGACGGCGUCCCUCCUUAGCAGCAGCCACCGCCGGCGGUCCUCCUGUCUUCGUCACCCCUCCGCCGCUGAGCCAACUCAGAUGAUGCAGUUGCCGACGCUGGUGGUCCUGCUCGUCGCGCCGCCGGUGGUCCUCCUCGUCGCGCCGCCACUGCCGAGACGUUGUCGCUGUCGCUCCUCCCACCCUUUGUGCUCUGGUAAAUAACCUUCAGUGGAUCCUGGCUUUGCUGCCCUUGAUCAAAGCCCUCCAAAUGGGGCUCUCAUGUCUGUUCUGGUACUCGUGCAUACACCUUCAGACAUGCUCGCUGUGGAUGUCAUUUGGCGUGUACGUUACGGGGAUUCUCUUCCAGACGGCUUCCUUCGUUUCGUUCAUGCUCAUAUCACACGGUUACUGCAUCAUGUGCGAGCGCCUCUCGAUCAGGGAGAGGCGCACAACCGCUUGUUUGGGAUGCCUUAUCUACCUCAGUCUAAUCGGUUACAAAGCUGCAGUUACUUAUUUCACAGUCUUUCUUCUUAUCAACUACUUUAUGUCAUUUUACAUCAUAUUUCGCCGCACAUCCCAAAACCUCUUGCUUCUAAGGGAACAACUGAAUUUCAUAGAGGAGGAAGACAUCCAUUCACUACAUGGGGCACUGAACACAAAGUACACAAUGUUCAAGAGAUUUCAAGGUACAAUGCAGGUUGCACUGGUGGCAUUCAUCAUGGUGUACAUGAGGGCUGAUGGUACACCAGAUAACUACUGGUUUCGUGUAUUGGUGCGUGAAUGGGUACAGUUUUGCAUAUUCAUGUAUAUUGGGUGGAAUUUCAGGAUACCUGAAGCAUCACUCCAUCUUCCAGUUGUACCCCUUAUGAAAUCAACUUGGGAGAUUGCUAUGCCUCCUAUUUACAGUGUGGAAAUGGAUGCAGCCGAUUUCAAAGGCCUCGUAUCAGACCAUUGGCACGUCGGGGUGAGAACUUCUCAUAACAACUCAGGUUGUCCUUCACAGCCAUUGCUGGUGCUAGUUCAGAAUCCUAGUCCAAAGGUUUCCACUGCAGCCACAGCUUCGAGGUUAUAGUUGAACAAGAACAACCAAGUUUAAUUUUGAAAGCAAGACGUAGAAGAAGGCAUCGACCAACUAGUUGAUUCGGAAGUGACCGGCACGACAUUGUUGUGCUGUACAGUGAAAUACAGGGGGGAAAAAGUUUCAUCCCUUUUUGGUUUCUGUUAAUAUUUCAUAGGAAUGAGCACACAGCAUGUAGAUUUGCAUACAAGGUGUUAUUUGCUAUUCAGCAAUGGUACCACCAUUUACAGCUCAGAAGUUUUUUCUUUAGAAAAAGGAAAACACAUGAAUUUCUUCAUGUAAAAAAAGGAGAACGUGUGCUUAACACUUAUCAGCAACAAUAUCAUCUCAAGGGAGCGAGAUAAUUAUGAAAAGGCAAACCAAUUGUGUUACUAA
Molecule: messenger RNA, 1579 nt
Organism: Oryza sativa Japonica Group (Japanese rice)
Lineage: Eukaryota; Viridiplantae; Streptophyta; Magnoliopsida; Poales; Poaceae
Source: RefSeq, a predicted model, not a curated record